GAAACUAGGAUCAAUUCUCCUAUUUCACUUAUCAAAGACGAAGGUUUCAUAUUUCCAGGAACCCUUCGUGCUUGUUAUUAAACUGUGAGCCACCAGUAACAGAACACUUUUGUUUGUCAAAUUCUAGGGAAUAACCAUUAUUUCUAUUUUCGCUCUCCGUAUAACAUCAAUUUUCAUGUAUGAAUUUUGUUUUGUUUGUAAGACACUAGUAAGACAGGUAAUAAACGCAAUUACAAAUGAAUAAUGAAAAUGAAACAUUAACGGUAUGAAUUAAUGGAGGUAUGAAACCUGAAGAAGGAGCACCAAGUAGAGAACCGAACAGUUGAGGGAUGAACUAGUGCUCAUCUUCAGUGUUUUAUUUUGAAAAUCUGCACAUGUCAACCAUUUACCUCGUACAGUGUAGUCGCCUAGGUUGAUGAAGACAUGCUUUCGUAGAUCUAGCUGCCAAUUAUCAUAACCACUGGUGAUCGAUCUAAUCUCAUUAUAGACGUGAAUAAUUCACUUCAAAGCCACCUCUUCUCAAAACAGUACGCCUUCGCAAAAUCGCAGCCCGAGCGGACCAGAUGCCUCAGGUGGGAGUCAUGGGAGAGACAGAGUUGGAGCGAGUGGCUGUGACCCCGUUUGUUCAUCAGGUCGGAGGUCACACAUGCGUGCUGCAGGUCACACCGAAUGUCAUCUGUAAGCCUUACCAGGAAAACGAGGCUCUGUUUUAUAUAAAUCUACCAGAGGGGCUACGAGGAUUUGUGCCGUUCUACAGAGGUGUGAUCAACAUUAGCUGUGAUAUCAGUAAUAGCUGCAUCAAAUUCUACGGGGAGGUUCCCAAAGGAUUGGCCAGCUCCAUACUGGAGACCUAUGAAGAAGAGGACACCUUGCCGGUGAUCGACAACGCCAUUCCGGACAGUGAUUGCAAGCAGGGUCUGAGGGAUUGGAGUGACCAGUGCGUGCGCAGACAGAUCGACCGCUACGGCUAUUGGAGUGAGGGGCGGUCUCAAAAGUUUAUAAUGUUGGAGAAUCUGGUCGCCCCUUAUCGUUUCCCUUGCGUCAUGGAUCUCAAAAUGGGGACCAGUCAUAGGUCACCUGACGCCUCGGAGGCCAAAAGGAGGAUGCUGGAGGAAAGAUGGAUGUCCACGACUUCCUCCUCCCUCGGAUUCCGGAUGUGUGGAAUUCAGGUUUAUAAAAAUAACAGCAAAAGUUACGUGUCCCAUGAUAAGUAUUACGGGCGGGGACUGGACAAGAGUGGAGUAAAGAAUGAAAUGUUGAACUUCUUCCAUGACGGGAUGUCCUUACGGAAAGACGUCAUUGCGUCCAUAGUGAUCAAAUUACGUCAGAUGCUUGCUGUCUUGGAAACGCAGUGUGCUUUUAAGCUUUUUUCGUGUUCGCUUUUGAUUCUCUAUGAAGGUGAUUCCGAUGUUACCAAUGACUCUAGAGAUGUUCCGAUUGCACCAUCUUUCGAUACUAAUGUCCCAUCGUCCAGCAACGACGUUAGACUAAUAGACUUUGCAAACGCAAUUGAAAUAUCAAGCUGUUCUAAAGAAGACUUGGCUUCUAAAGCAGGUAUUCGCUUUGGGAUACAAAGCCUGAUAGACCUAUUGGAAGAAAUUAUUUAAUUGACCACAAAUUACCGCCAUUCCUAUUUUUCAAUAUGGAUUUGCCGAUUUUUUUCGAUGGUGCGCAGAUAUUUUGUAACCAUGAUUCCAUAUUUUUAUAUUUUUUGUACUUUUUAUUACGAUUUAUAUACUGUCAACAGGGUUAAUAUUGGUUUGCCAUGUAUGUCCAUAAAAACGGGGUGCUGAAUGGUAAUAUUUCCAAUCUACCGCAUAACUCUUACUUAUCAUACACACAUGUGUUCACAGACGAGUCGAUGUAAUUAUAAAUAAAUAGUCGACUUGUGAUAUGUAGAGCGACUGCUUUUUGAAAUGAUCAGGAAUUAUAAUACUUUUUUUUCAUACUUAAGGGUAAAUUCUUUGCGUCUUCAAAACUCAUUGCGAUGACACGUCAUAAUAAUAUUCUUACGUCUGCUAUUUGUAACAUCAAAGACAACACAGGUUCUAUAACGAACAUACUGGAUCAGACGAUUAUAUUGACUGCGAUUGUUCAAGACUAAAAUUCGUAACACAGUUCUGUCUGUGAAUAUCGAGGUAACUUACCCAGGAACAUAUCUAAAAUUAUCACCAGGACCAAUUGCAAAAUACGGAAAUCCCUGACCAUUUAAUGAAUUAUAAUGACUCUAUAGUAGUAGAUUAUAUAUGUCUGUCUCUUAACUAACAUACUGAAUGUUUUUGGUUAAAUUUUACUUUUAAUACAAAUUAGUUUUAUAACGUCUCAUUCAGAAUGAGAAUUAUUUUUGUAGUACAUAUAAUAAUGUGUCUGGUAUAUGUAGAUUUAUUAUGAGCUAAAAAGAUGGGGUUUUGUUUAUCAAUUUUUUGUAACGGUGCUUAUAAAUCGAAAUUUAUUUUUGUCCUUAAGUUUGUGCUUGAAUAUCUUUGAUAUGCAAUUUAUAAAUCGAUUUCACAGUUCUAAUAUGAUUUUUAAGUAUUAUAAUAACAAGUAAUAGAUGAUAUUUAUGACGGGUAACCAUAACAAUGUAUAUAUACAGCUUGCAAUGUGUUACAAAUGUGGACACCUAUAUAAUAGCUUCAUUAAUCCGUUUGUUUAGAGCUUUCUAAAAAUGUUAGCAUAGUAUAACACUUCCCUGAUGAGGGAGAUAACUCCCAAAGUAUUUUUAAUUUCUAAACUACUACAUUUUGCAUUCAUUGUUGUCUUAUAUUGCCAAAAGAAUAAUAUUUUGGAGAUUAUUUUUUAAGGUAGCAAUUGAAAACCUUAACAUAAGUGUGUGAUUUCUGAAAUCGGGGGUUUGAGAUGGGACAAAUGAAGAGAUUGAACCUUUUUUCUUUACUUCGUAGAGCUAAAAAAUAAUACCUGUUUUAUCAAGUUAUUAACAGAAUGUAAUGUACGUAUUUAGUCUCUUGUUUUGAAAAACUUUUAGUGUUUCAAACUGAUACUAGCCUAGUGAAGCCCAUUCUAUAUCUUUCAGAAAUAUUUACAUGCAUAAUACGUUUAUCAUGCUUGCAUGAUUUUACUUGUAAGGUGAAUAUAUGUAGUGUGUUCCCCCGUUGCAUGCCAUUACCUUAGCCAUGCUUUACAAAUCUAUAAACCCACUCUGCGACAUUGUAAACAUCUAUGUGUGCUCUAAUAUUGCUCAGUUUUCUGUUCAUGUGAUGUAUGUAAUAUUUGUAUUGUUGUGCCUUAAACAAUGCCUCAUGAUUAAUUGACAUCAACCAAAUUAACUUGUUACUUGAUCACAAGUCGUCUGCCCCAACUGUCCAUUUUUGCAUGCACCAAAUAUGUACCUUCCGCUUUUAAAACUGGGAAAGGGGAUAUAUAAGGGGAUAAAACAAUAUCUAUUUUUUUUUCAAAACCAUCUAUUAUACGCUUUGAAAUGAUUGUUAUAUUUUUUUCGUGGUUAUUUUUGAAAAAUAAAAUGAUACGAAGGA
Messenger RNA from Magallana angulata, 3494 nucleotides. Its product is annotated as inositol hexakisphosphate kinase 2-like. Gene Ontology annotation, biological process: inositol phosphate biosynthetic process; phosphatidylinositol phosphate biosynthetic process. Gene Ontology annotation, molecular function: inositol hexakisphosphate kinase activity. NCBI's taxonomy places the organism in Eukaryota, Metazoa, Mollusca, Bivalvia, Ostreida, Ostreidae. The record is from RefSeq and is a predicted model, not a curated record. Bases 564 to 1607 code for a protein of 347 amino acids. Gene Ontology annotation, cellular component: nucleus; cytoplasm. The transcript is spliced from 6 exons.